Molecule: messenger RNA, 1156 nt
Organism: Talpa occidentalis (Iberian mole)
Lineage: Eukaryota; Metazoa; Chordata; Mammalia; Eulipotyphla; Talpidae
Gene: THG1L
Product: tRNA-histidine guanylyltransferase 1 like
Exons: 6
Coding region: 12-908 (298 amino acids)
Biological process (GO): tRNA modification
Molecular function (GO): tRNA guanylyltransferase activity; magnesium ion binding
Source: RefSeq, a predicted model, not a curated record
UUCCGCGGGGCAUGUGGACAGUUUGCAACGUGAGGGUUCGUGAUUGCGUGGCCGCCGCUUCCGCCACUUUGCGCCGGUUUCUGAAAUCGGGGGCGGCCAUGGCAAAGAGCAAAUUUGAGUACGUACGCGACUUUGAGGCCGACGACACCUGCUUGGCCCACUGUUGGGUGGUGGUGCGGCUGGACGGCAGAAACUUCCAUCGGUUUGCUGAGAAGCACAACUUUUCCAAACCUAAUGACAGCCGUGCUCUACACCUGAUGACCAGAUGUGCCCAAACUGUAAUGGAAGAACUGGAGGACAUUGUCAUUGCCUACGGACAGAGCGAUGAGUACAGCUUUGUGUUCAAGAGGAAAAGCAAUUGGUUUAAAAGAAGAGCCAGUAAGUUCAUGACUCAUGUGGCCUCCCAGUUCGCCUCCAGCUAUGUGUUUUAUUGGCGGGAUUACUUUGAGGAUCAGCCUCUUCUGUAUCCCCCAGGCUUUGAUGGAAGAGUUGUCGUGUAUCCUAGCAACCAGACCUUAAAGGACUACCUCAGCUGGCGCCAAGCCGAUUGUCACAUCAAUAAUCUUUACAAUACAGUGUUCUGGGCACUUGUACAGCAGUCUGGACUAACCCCAGUGCAAGCCCAGGGGCGGUUACAGGGAACUCUUGCAGCAGACAAGAAUGAGAUUUUGUUUUCUGAAUUCAACAUCAACUACAAUAAUGAGCCGAUGAUGUACAGGAAAGGGACUGUACUGAUAUGGCAGAAGGUGGAUGAAGUCAUGACAAAAGAAAUUAAACUGCCAGCAGAAAUGGAAGGAAAAAAGAUGGCAGUGACCCGGACUCGGACUAAGCCAGUGCCCUUGCACUGUGACAUCAUUGGGGAUGCUUUCUGGAAGGAACAUCCAGAGAUUCUAGAUGAAGACAGCUGACCCUUGGCUUUUCAGUCCUGGUGUGAUUAACCAUUUGAGGCCCAAGUCUCCUGGCAUUAGGUGGCCCUGGACUCUCCGCCACCCAGAGCAGUGUGCUGGGAGGGAACCAGGGAAGGAAGGGCGGCGCGGGGUGGUGUGUCUCAUUUGCUUUGAGUAGACACCUUCCUUGCUGUGUUGGAACAUGGGUCCUUCAGCAGAAGUGCAUUUUUAGAAAAUCUUGGUACUAUUUUUAUAAAGCACGAACUGUU